UACCUUUCCAUUCCCGACUAGCAGUUACUAUCUCGCUACUACAGAACAGUCGUAAUCGCUCAGAUUCGAGCGUCAGAGCCAAUAAAACGAUUAAUCGAGACUGGGUUGCGGUUCCCGACUUUAAUCAUGUUUUGAUAAAAUUCGUGCCGGAAAUCGUUCGUCUAGGCUUCAGCUGACGCAAGGAAGUCUUAUCCAUUCGGCUUAAUCAAUGUUCUACAACUUGUCCGACAAACAUUUACUUAUUGCUUUUCGAAGCCAACAGUCACGAGUUAUAGGCAUAGUGAAAUUUGCUAUUUUAAAAUGGCUGGUGCAAUCAAUACACACUCAACUGUCGCAAUAUUAUUUCUAUUUGUUUCGCUUUCUGCCCUUCUGCCCUUCGCUGCAGAGGCAGCUCGGUGUGAUGGACUUCCGGGCGGAACCUUGCUGAUUCAUGAAAGUUUUGCAGACUGUAAUCGGUACAUUGCCUGCCAACAUGACACCGAUCACGAGUGGUACUGUCCUACUGGGGAAUUUUUCAAUCCACGUAACCUACAAUGUGAAGCCACCUGUCCAACGGGAAGAGAAACCUUAUGGUGUGCUGGAGUGCCGGAUGGUGCAUUCAUUCGCGUACCACCGACGCAGGCUCCUAAUUGUCAACAAUACUACACGUGUUUUGGAGGAAACAUGUUCUUGAACACAUGUCCCCAAGGGUUUUUCUUCUCCCAACUGCUCCAGGCAUGUACUUUUAGCCAAGAUGAUUGCUAAUAUUGUCACUAAUUGUCUAAUAUAACAAUAAAGUUACUACACACUCGGAUAACAUGGCAUAAUUGUGUUGAAGCUUUUUUAGGGUGGCAUGAGUAAGUAAAUAUAAAACGGGCAAAUAUCUUACGAAAAGGAGAAUAGUAAAUUCCUUCAAGAAUUAUGCAUGUUUUCACGCUUAAAAAAUAAACACUAAAAUUAAAAAAAAAUGGAAAAAGAGGUUUAACAGAGGACUGUUAAGAAUAAGUUGCGUUUUGAAAGAUCGGAAUGCUAGUUUUGAAGAAGUUUUUACGAAUUUGUAUCAACGUUGUAUCGAUCAUUUACAAGGUUAAUCAAUUAUCAAAUAUUUUCAACGAACUGGUGGUAUAUUAUUUUUAUCACCAGACAUACCAAAACUACCACAUGGCGUAUUUAUUUUAACGAUUCCCGACAAUAUCACAAGGGCAAUAAAGGGAUUUUCUUUUUCACAAUCAUUAUUGAACCAGAUUUGAUAAAAUACAGACGAUAAGCGUCUGGCAACGUAGAGACGCAAUUAAACACGUCUGGUGAUUGCGUUCCAUAAUAGUACGUGUAUUACCUAGUAGGUGAGCAGUAAUGAAAGGGCUCUUGUUGAUCGUCGUAGCAGUCAUCCUGCUUGUCACAGGGACUAAAGCCUUCUUCUGCGAUGGCAUACCGGCAGGAAUGAGACUACGGUUCCCAUUGCCGGAAAUAUGCAACGAAUACAUUUCCUGCCAUCAUGGCACCGAACACGAGUGGCGUUGUCCAGUGGGUCGCUUCUUUAGCCAACGUGCCCAGCGCUGUGUGGACGCGUGCGAUCCUACCGAAACGAUCAAUAUUUGCGCCGGACUGAUCAAUAAUAUACUGCUACGACCACCGCUGUCGGAGUUUCCCUUCAGCUGUCGGCGCCACUAUCAGUGCAUUGGCGGAAACAUGGUUUCGCGAGAGUGUCCGCCCGGAACGUUCUUCUCGCAGCUUGCCCAAGGAUGUGGUUCAGUUAGGGAAGAAUUUUGCAUCCCAGAUUAAUAGAUAGUGCCCCGAUCGCUGUCGUUUCGUUCAAACAAUGGCGAUAUAUGUGCUUACAAUAAAACUUAAAUGUUACCACUGCUAUAAA
Anopheles coluzzii is the source of this 1849-nucleotide messenger RNA. RefSeq lists its product as uncharacterized. Gene Ontology annotation, molecular function: chitin binding. The record is from RefSeq and is a predicted model, not a curated record. Bases 1333 to 1761 code for a protein of 142 amino acids. The transcript is spliced from 3 exons. Lineage: Eukaryota; Metazoa; Arthropoda; Insecta; Diptera; Culicidae. Gene Ontology annotation, cellular component: extracellular region.